This is a messenger RNA of Raphanus sativus (radish), 969 nucleotides long. Its product is annotated as CASP-like protein 5A2. Lineage: Eukaryota; Viridiplantae; Streptophyta; Magnoliopsida; Brassicales; Brassicaceae. Gene Ontology annotation, cellular component: plasma membrane. The coding region runs from base 174 to 731 and encodes 185 amino acids. The record is from RefSeq and is a predicted model, not a curated record. The transcript is spliced from 4 exons.
AGUUGAGUUGGGUAUAUUCCUCCAAUGACUCACUCUCGCAUAAACCUUCCCUUUUCAAUUCUGCUUCUUCCUCUUAAGCUUAAUAGGGUUUCCUCAUUCCCAGGCUCCAUGACUUCGUGCGAUUUCUCCCCCUCUGCUUGAUUCUCUCUGUCGCUCAGAUUGAAGAAGAAGAGAUGAAUGUGAGUCAUGCAUCGGUGCAUCCGGUGGAAGAUCCUCCUCCAGCUACAGAAGCCACACAACAACAAGUAGAGAAUAAUCAUCCGCCACGUGUUAGGAUGGAUGAUAUAGAAGGCAUGCCUGGCACUUUACUCGGCGUCGCUCUUCGUUUCUUCCAGUUCUUCUUUGCUGCUGCUUCUCUUUCCGUCAUGGCUUCUACUUCUGACUUCCCUUCCGUCACCGCCUUCUGCUACCUAGUUGCAGCCACUGGACUGCAGAGCUUGUGGAGUCUUGCCCUAGCCGCCGUUGAUGUAUAUGCCAUUAUGGUCAAACGUUCCCUGCAGAAUCGACGGCUUGUGAGCGUGUUUGCAAUUGGUGAUGGGGUGACGUCGACCCUGACUUUUGCAGCGGCUUGUGCAUCGGCAGGCAUAACGGUGCUGAUAGACAAUGAUCUGAAUAGCUGCUCACAAAACCACUGUGUUCAGUUUGAAACAUCAACAGCAUUAGCCUUCAUUAGCUGGUUUGCUGCUUUGCCUUCUUUUCUCUUCAACUUUUGGUCUCUCGCAUCCCGUUGAUUAAAAAAAAAAGACAGAUACAAGAUGAUGUUGCUGCUCCACGAGCAUGCGUUUCCACGGUGUGUUAAAUGUGUGUAAGGGGGUUUUUUUCACGGUGUAUAGUGACUGCUUUUUCUUCUUAUUCGGGUUUGGAUCCAACAUUCUUCUAAACCCAUUACCAGGAAAUUGGGAAUUGUUGUUCGUUUUGUUAAACACUUUGGGAUCUAUGAUUGAAAGGAAAGUUCAGUUCUUGUAGCUA